Messenger RNA from Stylonychia lemnae, 4287 nucleotides. The record is from the annotation of a GenBank genome assembly. NCBI's taxonomy places the organism in Eukaryota, Ciliophora, Spirotrichea, Sporadotrichida, Oxytrichidae.
AUGAAUAUCAAUUCCUUCAAAAGCAAACUCAUGCCUAUAAAAACAGAUAGCAGCGUGAGGAAAAAUCUAAUUCGAGAUCAUGAUAUUGAUACUGGAAACAGUUAUAUUGGAACAGAAAAAUCUGCUCUGCGAGGACAAAAUACGAUAAACAAGUUAGAGAACCUCCCAACUUUUUAGCAAGAGGUUUUUCAGAAAAAUAACUAUUCCAUUACUCCAAUUAAUUAGAGCAUAGGGGGUGAAACAGUAAAUAAAAAAUCUCCAGAAAACUUUGAUCCUAUCUAGUCUCAAUAUACUAUGUUCAAUUUCAAUCACAAUUAUAAACAAAGAAAUUUCAUCAACAAUAUUCAGUCAAUUGCGAUCAGUAGCUUGAAAAGUGACGAUUUCAAUAGAAAAUAAUAAAUUAAUCAAACAAAUGGAGGAGGAUCAGGAUUCAAUUCUUCAACAUAAAGAGUUUAAGAAAAUGCAUUAUUCAAUAUUGGAGCUAAUCAAGAGCUAAACAAAUCUCUCAAUCAAACCUAUGUUCAGAAAUUUAGUAUGCAGAUAGAUAGACCAACUCAAAUCUACGCUUAGACGCCAUUAUUGCAACCUAGAAAAUACUAAAAUUAAAGAUAGAUAUCUAUUUAACCCUAGACUCCUGGUUACAAUAAAAUAAAAUCAAGUUUAUCUCCCUCGAAACUUACUGGAAGAAAAAAUAAUGCUAGCUUAGUUAGCAACUCUAUAUAAUUCCCCUCUAAGGUAUCUAAGACUCAAAUUAACUCAAGCUACAUAAAAAAAUUUGCUCAAACUCUAAGUUAAAACAAUCAUGGAGCCUCCAGAAGAUCUAUAACUGCAUAUGGUGGACAUCAGAUUGGAACUCAUUAAAGUGAUAGCAUAAGUGAAAAUGAAGUUAAGAUGCAAAAUCUAAAAUAAAUUGAAACACAAAAAAAGAACAUGAAGUAUCUGGCAGAGGAUUUGAAAAAGCAUGAGAAGAAAUAAAAAAGCAAAAGCAAAAAUAAUAAAUUGAAAAAUAAAAAAGCUACUUUUGAUGAAAAAAGAAAUUCUGUUUAUUCACAGGGUUCUGAAGGUGUGUUUUAAGCCGGCUUAAAGAGAAUAAAAGCGUUUCAUAGAGGUGUGUCUAUGUUCGCUUAGUCUUAAAAGACAUCCUAAACGACUAAUGAGGGUGAUUCAGACGAUGAUGAGGAAGAUCCCAUUAAGAGGAUUGAAAAACAUUUCAAAAGAAGCCCAUGUACUAUAUAUCCAGAUAGUAAAUUCAGAUUUGUCUGGGAUCUCAUAUCAUGCUUCUUGAUCAUUCAUUGCUCUUUAAUGUUACCAGUCGAGUUUUCAUUUAUGGAUUACUAGCCAGAGUACUAAGUAAUUUUCGAGCCCUUUAAUGAAGUGUGGUUUAUGACUGACGUAUUCCUGAACUUUAAUACUGGAUUUUUUCACAAGGGAAUCGUUAUCAUGCAACGAAGGGAAUUAAUUAUCAACUAUUUAAAAAAUUGGUUUAUAUUUGACUUCUUUUGCUCGUUUCCAUAUUCUUAAAUUAUUACUAAACUAAGAGACAUUCAAAGCCCAUAUGUGCAAGAUCAGAUAUCAUCUGAUAUGACAAAUGCUAUGUUUAAAUUUAUGAAACUUAUGAUAAUUACAUUUUUUGCUGCUCAUUGGAUGGCUUGCCUAUUCUAUACUAUAUCAAUUUCAGAUAAAGAGUCAUUGACUUGGAUCACAUAUGCAGGUCUUCAAAAUGCUCCUAUAUCUGAAUGCUAUGUAAAUUCACUUUACUGGACGAUUACCACAAUGGCAACUGUAGGCUAUGGAGAUAUAAAGCCUCAGACUACCUAAGAAAGACUUAUAGUAAUAUUCAUUAUGCUUGUUGCAUGUGCCAUUUAUGCUUAUAUAAUCAAUGAUAUUGGUCAUAUCGUCUCCCGUUAUAAUAUCUUAGCCGUCUAGUAUAAGUAAGAUUACUCAAAUUUGAUUGACUUUAGGGAAAAGAUGAUGUAUGUUAACUAGUUUCUCAGUUCUAAAAGCAUUCCUAAGGAUCUUAUAGCUAGGAUUAAUAAGUAUUUGCAAUAUAAUUGGGAGCUCAAAAAAUAGAUUAAGAUUGAAGAAAAAGAGCUUAUGGACUUACUAAAUAGCGAUUUGAGAGAUAGGAUCACCAUUUAUCUUAAUGGUUAAAUUCUUCAUAAAAUUAGGGCUCUAGACUCUUUUAAAAUUGACUUUAAAUCCUCUUUAACCUUUGCAAUGAAAAGAAAGUCUUUUUCUACAGAUGAAAAUUUAGUAGUUGAGGAGGAUGUUGGAGAUGAAAUAUUCUAUUUAACUCAAGGGAAAAAAGAUGAUUACUUUGGGGAAAUUGGAUUCUUUUCUGGUUGUCCAAGAACUAAUACUGUCAAGAGUAGAGAUUUCACAGAAGUUUUGACAAUCAAAAGAGAUAAAUUUCUAGAAAUAGCUGAGGAUUAUCCAGAAGCCAUUGAUGCAUAUCAUUAAAUCUACAGCAAUGUUAUACCUUCUUAAAAAGAAUAUAAGCCUUUAAAAAUUAAAUGCUACAUCUGUGAUCAAAGAAAUCACAUUGCAACUGAUUGUAGAAAAUUCAGAGGCAGAAGAAGCUCAAAAUUAAGAAGAUAAACAAUAAAUUUAGGAAAGAAAUCCUCAUUGUUUAUACCCAAUCAAGAUUUUAGUUCGAAAUACUGUGAUGAUGAACAAUAAAAUAGGUUGUUAAAUGAAGGACAAACUAUGAAUGAAGCUAAGACAUUUGAUAAAACUGGUUUUUUCGAUGAUGAUCAAAGUAACCAUUAAGAAAAGGAAGAAGAAAUAAUGAAAGUUAGUAGUGGUUCUGAGGAAUAAAAAGAGGAAAAUGAAAAUGAUAUCUUUUUACCACUUAGAAAAUAAAAUACUGAUUUCAUGAGAUUUAUGAGGGAUAAUCCUAUAUGCAUGCUUGAAGACAUUAAAGAAGAUAUCCCAUAUGAAGAUGAGUAUGAUGAGGAAUUUAAGCAUUCUAGAACACCAAGAAUGAAAUAAUCCAAGAGCAGAAUAUCACCAACUAACUUAUCGAUGCUUCCUAGACAGAGAUCAUCAGCUGAUAAAAUAAUCUCUACAAGACACGGCCGUUAAAGUCAUUUGCAUAGACCUUCAUUUAAUAAGCUGAUUCCUGUAGAUAUUAGAAAUGCUAGAAGGAAAUCUCACAUGCCUCAUCCCUUUAAAAUAGAAAAGAAUAGUGAAAAUCUUUUACCUAUUCAUUAAGACUCAGCCAAAACAGAGGAUGCUAAGGAUCCUAAGUAUUCCCCAAUGAAUUAACUAGUAAAGGGUCUAAAAUAUCAUUAAAACAGUGAAAACUUAAAAGAAUUAGCAAAAGUAAUCAACAACAAGAAUUCUGAGAGAAUUGAGCCUAUGAAUUCACUUAAGCCUGUUUUAAACGAUGAGAUUAUUUACUCCAACAAAACCAUAGAUGAUGAUGAGGAUGAGGAAGAAAUCAAAUUCAAUGGAGCGAAAAGAACUUUUAAUCCCUAAUAAUUAGAUUUGGAUUGGAAACCAAAAAUAUAGCCUUUCAAAGGGAAUCUAAAAAAUAUUCUUUAGAAAAAACUUAAAAUCAAGUCUGGAAAAUUCUUUGCAGAAGACUCUUUAGAAGACUUAGUCAAUAAUAUAUAUGAAGACUGCGAUUCUUUUGAGACUAACCAGCCUAUAAGAUCAAGUCGGAAAGAAACAGGUCCUAAUGUCGGCAUUAAUAAGAAUAAUCCUGUCAGUUUUCAUUCACUAAUAUCGAGCAGAAACACAGAUGAUUUGAGUGCUGUAUUGAAAUCGAAUGAAAAUAGAGGAAAUUUGCUGCUAAAGUAAUAGUAGCAAUAGUCAUUUAAAAAGUAUGUUGAAAAGUAGAAGAUGAAAAAGAGAUGGAGCUUAAAACACAAGCAAAAUAAUACUCCAAACCACAGCACGAAGAACAAAUUUGAUACGAGAUAGGACAUGUCCUCACAAUACUCUAUGACUCAACCUGGCCCCAACUUUGAAAAAAUGUUUAAUCAAGAAUCCAAUUACAUCAGCAAUAUAAAUUAAAAUGUGGUGUUUAACCUGCAGAAAGCUGGAACUUACACUAUACACUAUCACUAAGAAAACGUGAGUAACUCCCAAAAUCUAAACCAAUUCUUUCGGAUAAAAAAUAUGAAUUGGGCAUAAAAUUUCAGCAACACAUAACCUAUUGUUGUAAUUGCUCAAAACCAAAAUCAAUAAUAGACAAAUACAUAAUAGCAAAACCAGUAAUAAGAAUUCCCUUAGUCUAAGAAAAAUAGUAGUAAUAAUAUCAACAAAAAAGAAUCAUUAUGA